UGUUUUGAAUUUAAUUAAGUUGGAAAUUUGUUUAGACCUCAGGGGCGUACCUAAGUGGCAUUUGACUUUAAUAGAGAUUUAUGAAAGAAUGCCCUACCUUCUUAUUUGUUGGUGGAUUUUUAGUUCAAUUUGCUUAUGUUCUUUCAAUAAAUACAUUUUAUGACCACAAUAAAUCGAGGGAUUAUAUUCCAAAUGUUUGGAGACGUUUUAUAGUUGCUUUUUUGAAUAAUUUUUUUGGGAUUAUUUUAACUUAUCAAUUAAUUGAAGUGGUAAAUUUAUUUUUAAAAUUUUUUAAAAUUGUAAUUAGAGUUGCCGUUUUCGGACGAGCCUCCGUCUGAAUAAACUUUUUAGGCGCAAUUUUAUUGUUUUUAGGACUCCAUUUUGUUUUGGGUUAUUCAAGUUUUGGGUUGAAUUUUCGAGAAGUCUUCAUCUUCUUACAUAUAUCCCUUCAGACUUUUUCCCUUCAGAAAAAAUCCUUCAGAAUUUUUUUAAAAAUCCCUUCAGACUUUUUGCUGUCUAACAGGCCCUUAAUUGAGAUAUAAUUCA
Meloidogyne enterolobii is the source of this 546-nucleotide messenger RNA. The record is from the annotation of a GenBank genome assembly. NCBI's taxonomy places the organism in Eukaryota, Metazoa, Nematoda, Chromadorea, Rhabditida, Meloidogynidae.